Messenger RNA from Aspergillus clavatus NRRL 1, 858 nucleotides. RefSeq names its product putative DNA repair protein Dds20/Mei5. Gene Ontology annotation, biological process: DNA recombination. NCBI's taxonomy places the organism in Eukaryota, Fungi, Ascomycota, Eurotiomycetes, Eurotiales, Aspergillaceae. Bases 1 to 858 code for a protein of 285 amino acids. The transcript is spliced from 2 exons. The record is from RefSeq and is a predicted model, not a curated record.
AUGGCAUUAGUAAACCUGAACAGCAAACGACGUCGCGUCGACCAGGCUGCCUCAUCGCUCUCGAAGCCGUUCAAGUCACCACUCCGCAGGCCAGCUCAACAGGGCACAGAAAAGGAAGAGGCAUCGAAGAAUAUGACAUCUUCUGUCAAUUCUGAAGCCGAAAAUCAAGCUGUUGGAGAAUCUGAUACACAAGAGCAUUCCUUGCUAUCAACACCAGUCUCUACAUCCACUCGUCUCCCCAGCUCAACACCCACCUCACCCUCCCCAAACUGGCAGGUCCGCAAACGAAAAUCCAUUCCAAGCCAGAUAACCCCCUCAAAGAAAGGUAUACUCGCAGAUCCUGUGAUAUCAAAACUCCAGAAGGAACAGCGAACUCUCCAGACCAGGCUCUCUGCCCUCCGCUCCCAACUCGAUACCGCGCAGCAAGCUCUCAAAAUCGAGUCGUCGACUAAAGAUGCUGAGCUCGAGGCUCUGAUUCUCAAAUGGAAGGCCGUAAGUCAGGAUGCUGCUGAGGAAGUCUUCGCAGGAGCACAAGAGCGGGUCUCUCGGAUGGGUGGCAUGAAGGCUUGGAGAGAGCAGAUGCAGAGCAACAGUGCCAAGUGGGAACAGGAGGAGUUGGAGUCCUGGUAUGGAAGUGCCGAAGCGGAAGAUGUCGAAGCGGAUGACGAUCAAUUGGAGCGGCGGAAGGUCGAGCUUCUUGGCGAGGUUGAAAUGCGCAAAAAGAAGCAAAAGGAAGGUCAGGGAGAUGAAGCGGUUGAGGAUGAGGAGUUCACGAUGGACAUUAUGUUGAAGAUGCUUAAGAUCGACUUGAAGAUGGUCGGAUAUGAUAAGGCAGCACAAAGAUGGAUCAAAUACUGA